Molecule: messenger RNA, 2124 nt
Organism: Didymosphaeria variabile
Lineage: Eukaryota; Fungi; Ascomycota; Dothideomycetes; Pleosporales; Didymosphaeriaceae
Exons: 2
Coding region: 1-2124 (707 amino acids)
Source: RefSeq, a predicted model, not a curated record
AUGUUUGAAAGAUUGAAAGAGGCUAUCAAGGACCAUCGCGACCGCACGGGCACGAGGACCGGUACAAUCCUCGAGAGCGGGUUGAUCACAGCUGUCAGUGCGGGAGCUGCGGGCUCAGUUGCGGCUGUCGUCACGACGCCUAUCGAUGUGGUCAAGACCAGGAUUAUGCUCUCUGCCGUCGAUGACGCGGUUCAGGAAGUCUCGUCGCAGCAGAAGAGCGCUAAAGCGAGCUCAGAUGGCUUAGUGGAUGCUUUCGGUAAGACUGUCGAGUCCUCGAAGGCUACAGCAAAGAGUGCUGUAAAAAGCCUAAAUCCACUAGUCAGCUCAGAGGAGAAGGGUAAAAAGAAUCACCGCUUUGUCGUCGAUUCGACAUUCAACCCCAACUGCACGCUUACACCACCUCAACUCUCAAACUUUGCCGUAUCCACCAUGGGUUCGCUCACCCCCCGCCCGUAUGGCGGGUCGAGCUCGAUGCCGCUCUUGCCAAGCUACACGGAGGGCGAGGCAGAACAAGACCACGCGAUGGAGAUCUCGUGGGGACAAGUGCUGCAAGACAUUCAACUUUCGCCAGGCUACCAGCUACUAUUCAAGAAUACCGGUUUCAUACCUUCUCAACCUCGUCGAAAUGCGAACAGCGAACCUAGGGACUCCCAAUUGGUGGCUGGACGUGGUGAGAACUCCACGAGCUCACCUCGAUCAGACGAGACCAUCAGAACAGGCGAUGGUCUGGAGUCUAGCGGUGUCGCAGUAGCGCUGACCCGACCGCACAGUCGGCAAUAUGAGUUGAUUUCCCCAUUUGAUGGCACGCAAAGUUUGGGUCAUAAUUCGGUACCGCAACUCAGCGCCUGCGCUCCCGUCUUUCAACCCACGGUUCAAACGGGCAACGUCGCUGUCGUUGAGCGUACAGACACGCCUCAAGAGUAUCCCAUCGUAUAUGGGCCAAAUCUUCCGGACCUGCGAGGCGAUGCAGAUAAGCACGAAUUCACUCACAAUCAUCUCAAAUCAUCAACGCUAUCUGCUAUUGGAGAUUCUAAUCUAGACUCUCCUCUCAGCAACAGGCCGAGUGGAGACAUAAUUGGCCGCUUAAGCCUUGGACAAGGUGCACGAGACGUCUCUCAAACCAUGCCCAAAGUGCGAGGAAAUCUACACCAGCGGCGGGUAUCGAGCAAAUUCUCCUUCGUGCCUGUCCUCCCAUCUCCUCUCGGCCCAGGCCACUUCACAGAUGACCUGGGCUCAGACUUUUCGGGCCUGGUAUCUCCCGCUCCGGCGGCAACACCGUUGCUACGUCCUCCGAACCCACAUUGGCAUACCGCCCAGGGGCCUCGAACGGCAACACCGACCCCGUCAGCGGUCCCCUUCUCCUGGGCGCAGAGCACGCCGGUAAGCUACUCGCCGUUCGACACCAGCCCUGCCAGCGACCCAUUCGUCGAACACCACCCUCCAAUCCCAUCGUCAUCAAGCUACACGCCCCUUCGACGUCGUGCUCCCACUCCUCAGACGCCCCAGUGUCACGACUCCUUCCAACAUACGCUUCUACACCCCGUGACUGGCGACUCCUCUCACUCCCCAACCCUCAUACCACCUCCACCCUUUAUUCCCAAUCUCGCCGUCUCCCUCGCCGAACCCAGUCCUUCCUCCCGCGCCCGUCUCGACGCCCAAAAGGUGUUGCGGAAGGCGUGGAUCGAGUCUAAAACCCACCACCUCGCCGCCACCAUGCGCGCCGCCGUCCUCGCAAAACACCAGCACGAACGCACGCAAUCCCCCGCCGACUACGAAGCUUGGAUCUGCGCGCAGGCACUCUUCCAGGAAGCGUGGGACGUCGACCGUCUGACCGAAGAGCGGAGGAAUUUGACGCUGCCGGACGGUAUGAGGGCACUGAAGACGGGACCGGGGACUUUGCCAUGUGACAGGCCUUGUGAUGGAAUGGGCGAGGAAGAAGGUGGUGUUUUGGGAUUCAAGAUGGCGCUUAUGGAGAGGAUUUGUGCAGAGGUGGUGGUGAAGGAGGAUGCGUGUGUGAUGGAGGCGGAGUAUUUGAAUGAUGGUGAGAGAAGGAUUGUGCGGAAGGCUGUGAUGAUUGAUGUUGCGAGAGGUGUGGAGAAGAGGCUGGGGCGUCAGAUGCGGUAA